UAUCGUUUCAGUCCGCUGAACCGAAGAGGGUAUGUUACAGAAAGAGUAGUUAAUUUCUCGUCGAACAUUACCGGAGGGGGAAAACUGGGACGGCAGUAAAGCGAAUCCACGGACAGCAGAGCGGACUCGCGCGGAGGUGCCGAGGGUGUGUAGGACAUCGUACGUCCCCCCCAAUGCGAUCGAGAAAAGGAAUCACUGGAACGAUCCCAAAUCAUGUGUUUCAUAUCAUAUAUCUGUUGUCUCUUCGUGAAAUCAGCAAUAUUGGCGAGGAGGAGGUCAAAGUGAAGAUAAAGGAUUUAAAUGAACACAUCGUAUGUUACUUGUGCGCGGGAUACUUUAUCGAUGCUACCACAAUCACAGAGUGCCUGCAUACCUUCUGUAAGAGCUGCAUAGUGAAGUACCUACAGACCAGUAAGUAUUGCCCAAUGUGCAAUAUAAAGAUCCACGAGACUCAGCCGCUUCUCAACCUCAAACUGGACCGUGUGAUGCAGGACAUCGUUUACAAACUGGUCCCUGGGCUGCAGGAGAGUGAGGAUAAGAGAAUACAGGCCUUCUAUCAGGCCAGAGGCCUGGAUCGCUUCAUCCACUCAUCUAAAGGAGAGGGCAUGACUGAUAAUGGUGGCAUGACAUUGGGCAGCUUUGACCAAUCGAAAGCCCACUUUUACAGAUACGACGAGCAGGUGUCUCUGUGUCUUGAAAGACGGAGUUCCCUGUCCUUGGUUUCAAAAGACAAGAUUAAGCUGGCACAGCAGAAGUUUGUGCGUUGUCCAGCGAGGACAGAGGUUCAGCACCUCCGGAGAGUUCUGUGUCGGAGACUCAACCUGGAUAAACAGCAGGUGCAAAUGCUAUUUAACGACAAGUCCCUGCCUGAUCACAUGACCAUGAGACAACUGUGGCUCUCUCACUGGUUUGGGAAGCCUCAGCCGUUGGUCCUUCAGUAUGUCAUCAGAGAGAAGAGAGUCAGAUGAAGCCAGUGGGUGACCUAUGACCUCCAGCAUGUCCAGAUGCACUCGGCUGGAAAAUGUUUAUAGGACACACAUCUCUAUUUUACUAUUGUCACACACAGAUGCCAAUUUUGUGCAUUUUAUUAUGUAUAUUUUUAAGAUAAAAAUAAAAAAAUGAUCAUGUAA
Messenger RNA from Clupea harengus (Atlantic herring), 1130 nucleotides. RefSeq names its product polycomb group RING finger protein 1-like. Gene Ontology annotation, cellular component: PRC1 complex. Gene Ontology annotation, molecular function: promoter-specific chromatin binding. Gene Ontology annotation, biological process: negative regulation of transcription by RNA polymerase II. The record is from RefSeq and is a predicted model, not a curated record. NCBI's taxonomy places the organism in Eukaryota, Metazoa, Chordata, Actinopteri, Clupeiformes, Clupeidae.